This is a messenger RNA of Parathielavia appendiculata, 583 nucleotides long. RefSeq lists its product as uncharacterized. The transcript has a single exon. The coding region runs from base 227 to 523 and encodes 98 amino acids. NCBI's taxonomy places the organism in Eukaryota, Fungi, Ascomycota, Sordariomycetes, Sordariales, Chaetomiaceae. The record is from RefSeq and is a predicted model, not a curated record.
CGUAUCCGCUUGGUGAGACAUGAGCUUGUAGAUGACGCUCUCGGGCUUGUACUGCCGGCCAAUUCGCGGCGCAGAGGCCCUGAGUUUGUCGACUUCUCGAUUGGUCAUAUUGGGGGCCAGUCCAGCCAUGUAGAGGUUCGAACUGCGUCUGCUUGUGCAGGAAGAAGAAGGUCUUUCUGUAGUAGCUGAGGUUGAGACCCGAGUUGUCUUGGCCGACUUUGGCUGCAUGUGGAAUGAAUCGCUUGACUGCUUUGCAGGGGUAUUUCCAGUGGCGGGCUUCGCAGGUUUAGUGGCGCCGGUCAGGACUCUGGUCCAGGCCGUCUUCCUGACGAUAUGCUCCUCUGUCUCUAAUAUUUUACAUGAUAAGGUUCAGAAUAUCAUAGGCGGGAAUAUGCACACACCGGUCACCUGCACAUGUUUACCCUCGGGACCGGGUGCAACUCUCUGUGAAGUCCUUUCGUGGCAGUCUGAGACUGCUGAGCUCUUUAUUGAUUGGAUAUACGAUAUAUUGGCCGGCUUAUAGAGAUGGUAAGAACGUCUUAUACUCAAGAUAAGCAGGUACAAGAUGUAAUGGAGGUUGGUG